Uloborus diversus is the source of this 798-nucleotide messenger RNA. It is a transcript of the gene RpL13, whose product is annotated as 60S ribosomal protein L13-like. NCBI's taxonomy places the organism in Eukaryota, Metazoa, Arthropoda, Arachnida, Araneae, Uloboridae. The transcript is spliced from 4 exons. The coding region runs from base 120 to 764 and encodes 214 amino acids. Gene Ontology annotation, biological process: translation. Gene Ontology annotation, cellular component: ribosome; cytosolic large ribosomal subunit. Gene Ontology annotation, molecular function: RNA binding; structural constituent of ribosome. The record is from RefSeq and is a predicted model, not a curated record.
UGUAUGCGCAUAAACAAUUAUUAAUUUCCUGUCGCGGGUAAGAUGGCAACAGUUUAGGGUUUGUGUAUACUUUUUAAUGAGAGGUGCUUCUCCGUCAGAAAUUACAAGAGAGAUAAAACAUGGCACCAAAAAGGAACAAUAUGAUACCUAAUGGCCAUUUCCACAAGGAUUGGCAAAGAUAUGUUAAAACCUGGUUUAACCAACCUAUGCGAAAAAAGAGAAGACAUGUUCAACGUGUGAAAAAAGCCAGGCUCAUUGCACCAAGACCUGCUGCUGGUCCAAUUCGGCCCGUAGUUCGAUGCCCCAGCUUUAGAUAUCAUACAAAACAAAGACUGGGUCGUGGAUUCUCCUUAGAAGAACUCAAGGCUGCAGGAAUACAUAGAAAAGAAGCAAGGACCAUUGGAAUAGCUGUUGAUGUCAGACGAAGAAAUAAAAGUGUUGAAAGUUUACAGAAAAAUGUUCAAAGGUUAAAGGUGUAUAAAUCUAAGCUUAUUUUGUUCCCAAGGAAGCUAAGCAAGCCUAAGAAGGGAGAUGCAACUGAGGAAGAAGUUAAGAUGGCCACCCAACUAAAGGGAGUUAUCAUGCCUGUGAAGAAGCAUUAUACCAGAGAGAAAGCACGUGUACCUACUGCACAGGAAAAGAAAUUCAAUGCUUUUGCAACGUUGCGCACUGCUCGAGCUGAUGCCAGGUUGUGGGGUAAAAGACAAAAGAAAGCCAAGGAAGCAGCAGAAAGUUUAGAAGCUGCUCCUAAAAAAGCUAAAUAAGAAGUAGUUGAAUAAAUGUUUUCACUUGCUCUCA